AAACCCCAGCGGCCCUUGGGAGUUGUAGUUCUGGGGGGCCUUGGAGGGCGGCGGGCUUCUCUGGGGGCUGCACUGCAAGGGCCCUGCUCUUCCCUCCCUGGGGGACCCCACUCGGCCCUCUCUAGUGCCGCCACAAACUACAGUUCCCAGGAUCCCCUGGCCUUGAGCCAGGCAGUGAAAGCGGCGUCAAAGUGGGGUUGUUCCUCCGGUGCGGACUCAGCCAUAGGCGUGACUGUCUGCAUCCACACUGGAGAGAUAACCCGCUUUGGCACCGCUUUAACUCUUUCUGGCUCAAGGCUGUGGAAUUCUGGGAGUUGGAGUUCAUCGUGUGCCGUAUUGUCUGUUAUUUAGUCUAUAGGAGACACAGGCUGCAUCUUCUGAUGGGGAGGGCCUUCUCUGUGUUUCCCUUGGCCAUGCCCUCCAUUUCUCCGGAAGGCCCUGGGCCUGGGUGCCCCUGGGGCCAUGAACCUCCCUGUGCCCAGGGGCUUUGGGGGAUGCUGGGACCCUGGUCCUGGGGGGCCUGCAGCUGCCCUGGCCGGGGCUCUGGGUCCGCAAUGGGGCUGGAUUGUCUAUGGAGAAGCAGCCUCCCAGGCCAGUGCUCUCUGGGUGUAACCCGUAGUGGUGCAAAGUGCCAAAGCUAUUCGGGAGGAAAGAGCACAGCACCACGGAUAGCGCCUCUGGACUUGGGAGCAAAGCCUGGAGCGGAUCUGCUGCUGCUGCUGCUGCUGCCUCUCUGACCCAGAGGCGCCAGGGGCCCAGAUCACACCCAAAACGGGGAGGCGGCGGCGGAGGAGCCGGUUCGGCUGGUCUGUGCCUGCCUGGCCUUGAGCAACCCUCCGUCCUCCUGCGGGCGAGAGAGGCUCCUUGGCCAGUGCCUGAGCAUCGUCUCCCAGGGAGGACAGUGUGGGCUGUGGCCCCUUUCCCCUGCCUCUGCCCAGGGGACCCCCCUUCAGCAGGGCAGGAGCCAGCGCCUUCCUUCCUUUCCCCCUCCCGUGUUGUGGGCAGCCAUGGCCCUGGAGGCCGUGAAGGCCAAGGCUCUGCGCCACGCCAAGCAGUGCGGCCUCUGGCUCCUGGCCGGACUCUACCGCUGCUGGCCCCAGUGCCUGACCCCUCCUUUCCGUUACAGGCUGCUGUUCGGGAUGCUCUACCCGGCCUACGCCUCCUACAAGGCCGUGAAGACCAAGAACAUCCGGGAAUACGUGCGCUGGAUGAUGUACUGGAUUGUGUUUGCCCUCUUCAUGGCCACUGAGAUGAUCACAGACACCUUCAUUUCCUGGUUCCCCUUCUACUAUGAGAUCAAGAUGGCAUUUGUUGUGUGGCUGCUUUCGCCUUACACAAGAGGAGCCAGCCUAUUCUACCGCAAGUUCAUACACCCCACUUUAUCCCGCAAGGAAAAGGAAAUCGAUGAGUUCAUCCUCCAGGCCAAAGAGCGUGGCUACGAGACCCUGGUGAGCUUUGGGAAGAAAAGCCUCAACGUUGCUGCCACAGCUGCUGUCCAGGCUGCCACAAAGAGUCAAGGGGCCCUGGCCGGACGUCUCCGGAGCUUCAGCAUGCAGGAUUUGCACUCUGUCCCGGACUCCGCUCCUGUGCAUUUCUCCGACCCACUCUACCUGGAGGAUGAGCUCCACCGGAGGCCAAUUGGACGCAGGGCCUCUUCCCAGCCGCCAGAUGACAAAGACGAGGAAUUCUGGUCCGACUCUGAGCUCUCCGCCAGCCCCAGGCGUCCACCCAAUGACCCUGCGCCCUCCAAGCCACUGGCCAGGAGCCAGAGCCUCCAUGUAGUGAAGAGGAAGCCCCCUGUCAAAGAGGGCUCCAUGCGGUCGCUGCGCACCCGGCCCAGGAAGAAGGUGCCUGCGCAGGAGAUCUAGGCCGCCUGCAGAGAAGCAGCGUUGACACAUGUCUGGGACCUGUUUUCAGAGCUGGGAAUGCCCUUUGGGUCUUUUGUUUAAAAGUUUGUUGCCGGUUUUGUUGGUGGAGGGAAGCCCUUGUGGCAAGCGCUCCCCCCCCCCCCCGUCUCUCUGGCCUCUUGGGAACCUCCUCCUCCGGGAGGAGAAGACCCAGCAGGCUUCCCAGGGGCCAGGCUGCCCAGCUCAGACCGCGGUGCCUUUCGUCGGACCGGCUUUUCCGUGUUCUCCCUCAGGUUCCAAGCGCACUGAGCCAUUAAAACGACUUGCCUUUUCAGAGAGCAGGAAAAGCCCAAGGACUGGCUUUGCUCCCCUGAAGGGACCCUCCCUGCCCCUGGUUUUGGGGUGCAGCCGAUGGGAAGCCAAAGAGAAAACGGAGGGCCUCUGGCCCCUUCCAGACGAUCCCAUUCCCCCCGUGUCUGUCUCUGGGAACACUAGCCUGGCUCCUGCUUGAAGACCCUCCAUGACUGAGACACCAAGUGCCUUUCUAAUGUUCUUUUAAAUAAACACAUUUUCUCUUGUA
Molecule: messenger RNA, 2427 nt
Organism: Sceloporus undulatus (fence lizard)
Lineage: Eukaryota; Metazoa; Chordata; Lepidosauria; Squamata; Phrynosomatidae
Gene: REEP4
Product: receptor accessory protein 4
Exons: 7
Coding region: 1008-1868 (286 amino acids)
Biological process (GO): endoplasmic reticulum tubular network organization
Cellular component (GO): endoplasmic reticulum tubular network; endoplasmic reticulum membrane; cytoplasmic microtubule
Molecular function (GO): microtubule binding
Source: RefSeq, a predicted model, not a curated record